This is a messenger RNA of Cavenderia fasciculata, 2337 nucleotides long. It is a transcript of the gene culA, whose product is annotated as cullin A. The record is from RefSeq and is a predicted model, not a curated record. Gene Ontology annotation, cellular component: cullin-RING ubiquitin ligase complex. NCBI's taxonomy places the organism in Eukaryota, Evosea, Eumycetozoa, Acytosteliales, Cavenderiaceae. The transcript is spliced from 8 exons. Gene Ontology annotation, molecular function: ubiquitin protein ligase binding. The coding region runs from base 1 to 2337 and encodes 778 amino acids. Gene Ontology annotation, biological process: protein ubiquitination; ubiquitin-dependent protein catabolic process.
AUGAAUACUACAUCAAUAUUGGCAAAUCAAUCUGUUUCACAAAAGAAUGUCAAGCUUGAGGAUAUAUGGCCAGAGCUUGAAGGAGGUAUCUCUAAGAUUCUUUUAGAGUUGAAUCAAGGUUUUCCCAUCAAGAAAUGGAUGGCUCUAUAUACACAUGUAUAUGAUUAUUGUGCAGCAUCACAAUCAAAAGCUGGACCAAAAGUUGGAGUAUCAAAACAACAAAACCAAUCAGGUGCCAAUUAUGUUGGAGAGGAAUUAUACAACAGAUUAAACGUAUUCCUCAAAAAACAUAUGAAGGAAUUGUUAGAGGUUGCCGACAAGAAAAUGGAUGAAUCUCUAUUGGGUUAUUAUUUCACUGAAUGGGAAAGAUAUACAAGUUCAAUGAGAUAUAUCAAUCAUAUUUUAAAUUAUCUUAAUCGAUAUUGGAUUAAAAGAGAAAUUGAUGAUGGUAAAAAAGAAGUUUAUGAAGUUUAUGUUUUAUCAUUUGUAAUUUGGAGAGAUUGUUUAUUUACAGCAUUAAAGAGUAGAUUAACAUCUGCAUUAUUGGAUUUAAUUGAAGGAGAAAGAAAUGGAUAUCAAGUGAAUACACAUUUGAUUAGAGGAGUGAUCAAUGGUUAUGUUAGUCUUGGACUAAAUAGGGAAAAGCCAAAAGAAACUAUUUUACAAGUCUAUAAAUCGAGCUUUGAAGAAUUGUUUUUGGCUGCUACCGAACAAUACUAUACAAGUGAAUCGGUCAAGUUUAUCUCUGAAAAUACAGUUGCCGAUUAUAUGAAAAAGGUUGAAGCUCGUUUAAAUGAAGAAGUUAAAAGAGUUCAACAAUAUUUACAUCAAUCUACUGAAACUGAGUUAAUUUCAAGAUGUGAAAAAGUAUUGAUAGAAAAACAUGUUGAAGUAAUUUGGAAUGAAUUUCAAAAUUUAUUAGAGAGUGACAAGAUUGCAGACUUGACACGUAUGUAUGCAUUGUUGUCAAGGAUUCCAAGAGGGUUGGAACCACUUCGAGCCACGUUGGAGAAACACGUUCAGACUGUCGGUUUACAGGCAGUCCAAUCCAUUGGCAGUGUUGGUGCAACCGAUCCAAAGCUCUAUGUUGAAACACUCUUGCAAGUGUUUAAGAAAUACAAUGACUUGGUAACUGGCGCAUUUAGAAGUGACACUGGCUUUGUUGCAUCUCUCGACAAGGCAUGCAGAAGAUUUAUAAACGAAAAUGCAGUCACCAUUGCUGCCAAAUCUUCCUCCAAAUCACCAGAACUAUUGGCUAGAUUUACUGAUUUCCUAUUGAAAAAGAGUCCAAGAAAUCCUGAAGAAUCUGAAAUGGAUCAAUUAUUAAAUGAUGUUAUGAUCGUAUUUAAAUAUAUAGAAGAUAAGGAUGUUUUCCAAGAUUUUUAUUCAAAGAUGUUGGCAAAACGUUUGAUUCAUGGUACAUCUACAUCUGAAGAUUUGGAAGGUGUUAUGAUUGGUAAAUUAAAGUCUACUUGUGGAUAUGAAUACACCUCUAAGCUUCAACGUAUGUUUACCGACAUGUCUCUUAGUAGAGAUCUACUCGAAAGAUUCCAUCGUCAUCUCGAACAAGAUAAUCAACAAGUAUUAUUGGGUGGUAUCGAUUUUAGUGUCCUUGUACUUGCUACUGGUUCAUGGCCACUUCAACCACCUGCUACUAAUUUUAGUAUUCCAAAAGAAUUGCAAGCAUGUGAACAACUUUUCCAAAAAUUCUAUCAAAUUCAAUAUUCUGGUCGUAAAUUAAAUUGGUUACAUCAUUUGUCAAAGGGUGAAUUAAAAACUAAAUACUUGUCUUCAAACAAGAGCGGAUACUCUUUACAAUGCUCAACCUAUCAAAUCGGUAUUCUUUUACAAUUCAACACUGAAGAGGAAUUGACUACUGAUGAUAUUCAAGAUUCAACUCAAUUAAUUGAUAAUGUUUUAAAGAGUACUUUAACUGUAUUGGUAAAAUCAAAAAUAUUAGUUAGUGAACCAGAAUUAAUUGAACCAGAGGAUAUUGGAAAGGGAAUGAAAUUUACAUUAAACAAACAAUUCAAGAACAAAAAGAACAAGAUUAUUAUCAAUGUUCCAGUUGUACAGCAGGUCAAGGAAGAGAUUGACACUAUCCACAAGACUGUAGAAGAGGAUCGUAAAUUACAGAUUCAGGCCGCCAUUGUUCGUAUCAUGAAGAUGCGUAAGCAAUUGUCACACAGUGGUUUAAUGUCUGAAGUAAUCGUCCAACUACAACAACGUUUCAAUCCCAAGGUUAAUAUUAUUAAAAAGUGUAUAGAUAUUUUAAUUGAAAGAGAUUACCUUCAAAGAGUAGAAGGUCAAAAAGACAUGUAUAGCUAUGUUGCUUAA